AUGGAUUCUCACUCUAUGUCGGUCACUAGUGCCGCUCGCAAAAAGACGUCUAGAAUCUACCAAGACCUCAAGACCUCCCGAUUUUACGGCGCCUCGUCACGAAAACUGAGCAUCAUGGAUAGUGCCCUUCAGUUUGAGACGCUGGACCCGAACAGGAGGCCACAUGUCGGCAUUAUCGGCGCCGGCUUCUCCGGGUUGAGAUGCGCCGACGUGAUGCUCCGCAGCGGCUUCCGAGUCACCAUAUUGGAGGCCAGGAAUCGUCUCGGGGGUAGGAUAUACCAAGAGAGACUACAAAACGGUCAUCUCGUAGACAUUGGUGCAAACUGGAUCCACGGUACAACCGACAACCCCAUCAUGGACCUAGUCAAAGAAACCAAGACCGCAGUCCGCCUCUGGGAUAGCCACUCAUACGUUUUUGACGAGGAGGGGAAACUGCUUCCCGAAGAAGAGGGCGAGAAGUACUCAACGAUUUUAUGGGGCAUUAUCGAGGAGGCGUUUGAGUACUCCAACAAGCACGGGGCGAGUAUCGACCCCCAAAAGUCGCUGUUGGACUUUUUCCAAGAGCAUAUCGCGGAGAAGAUACCAGACACGGAGGAAGACUAUGAGAAGAAGAGGAAUCUCGUUCUUCGGAUGGCCGAGCUUUGGGGGAGUUUUGUGGGGAGUCCGCUUAGCACACAGAGCUUAAAGUUCUUUUGGCUCGAGGAGUGCAUUGAGGGUGAAAACCUAUUUUGCGCCGGGACCUAUAACAAAGUCCUGGAGAAGGUUGCUCAGCCGGCUCUCGACAGUGCAGACAUUCAUUACCGAACACAAGUAUCAGAAAUCCAUGGCAAAUCUACCGGGCCGAACGGCAAGACCAGAGUCAAGACCGCGAAGGGCCAGACCUUUGAGUUUGACGAAUUGGUGGUCACCUGCCCCCUUGGUUGGCUUAAGCAGAAUCUCCAAGCCUUUUCUCCUCCGCUCCCGGACCGGGUUUACAUCUCGUUCCCAACUGCCUUCUGGCUCACCCCUUCUACAAACCCCACAGACGGCGGCCGCACAGUUCAAGGGUUUUGCCAGUGGCUCUCACCACAAUAUGCGCGCGACAGCAACCCCCACGGCUGGAUCAACGAAGUGGUCGAGCUAGGCUCUCUGGGCGAGUCUGCUCACCCUACCCUCCUGUUCUACACCUUCGGCGACCAGUCCAAACACCUCACCUCCACCACCCGCUCAUUACCCUCUCAGAAGCAAAAAGAAGCGUUCCUUUACGACUACUUCCGGCCGUACUACUCCCGUCUCCCAUCCUACGAUCCCGUCAGUCCGGACUGCCAGCCUAUGGCUUGCUUUGCAACAGACUGGUCGGGCGAUGAACUUUCGGGAAAUGGCAGCUAUGCAAACUUCCAGACGGGUUUGGUAGAGGGUGACCAGGAUAUCAUGGCCAUGCGAAACGGCGUGCCGGGGGAGGGCAUUUGGUUAGCUGGUGAGCACACAGCGCCUUUUGUUGCACUGGGUACCGUCACGGGAGCGUAUUGGAGUGGCGAGCAUGUUGCGAGGCGUAUUACGCAGAAGUAUUGGAAGGGGAGGGAGGAGAAGCAGAAGAAAAAAGGACAGACGGAAGUCGGGGAGAAGAAGGGUGUUGAGGUUUAA
Molecule: messenger RNA, 1623 nt
Organism: Dichotomopilus funicola
Lineage: Eukaryota; Fungi; Ascomycota; Sordariomycetes; Sordariales; Chaetomiaceae
Exons: 4
Coding region: 1-1623 (540 amino acids)
Biological process (GO): positive regulation of transcription by RNA polymerase II; negative regulation of transcription by RNA polymerase II
Molecular function (GO): chromatin binding; transcription factor binding; oxidoreductase activity
Source: RefSeq, a predicted model, not a curated record